Ixodes scapularis (black-legged tick) is the source of this 900-nucleotide messenger RNA. Its product is annotated as nociceptin receptor-like. Gene Ontology annotation, cellular component: membrane. Gene Ontology annotation, biological process: G protein-coupled receptor signaling pathway. The record is from RefSeq and is a predicted model, not a curated record. Gene Ontology annotation, molecular function: G protein-coupled receptor activity. Lineage: Eukaryota; Metazoa; Arthropoda; Arachnida; Ixodida; Ixodidae. The transcript has a single exon. The coding region runs from base 1 to 900 and encodes 299 amino acids.
AUGGGGACUGUACCUGAGCGGGUGCUUCCACUGAGCCCACAUACGGAUAUCCUAAGCCCGCUCUUCUACACUGCUUUCACCCUCGUCCUCAUACUUGGUACCUUCGGCUGUGUGUCCAUCCUACUCCUGGUCGCCUGGCAUAAGCGUCUUCGGACGGUCUUCAGCUUCUACAUCUUCAACGUGGCCUUGGCCGACCUGCUGCUCUGCUUCUCCGGGGUCCUGCUGUCUCCUACUUCGGCACUGUUGCGUGGGUGGCCCUUUGGAAACACCCUUUGCUACCUGUGCCGGUACGGCGAAAAGGUGGCGCUGUUUGUACAUGGAUACACACUCCUGGUGGCGUCCGUUCACACUGUCGUCACGAGUGCCCCUUCUGGAAGAGCUGGCCUCUUGGCUAACCUCAGCAUUUGGAUUUUAGGCCUCGUGCUGUGUCUUCCUUACGCGCUGUUCGUGGACAUGCGCGUGCUGUCGGAGCGCGGUCAGUGUGUCGCGUCCUUGCCGGCUUCCGUCAAGGCACUGGAGCCCUUCGCGGCAUUCGCUGUGCUCAUCGCGUCUCCCUUCUUAGCUGCGUCUGCAUGCUACGGAUUGCAGCGAUCGUUAGCGUGGCGGCGAGGUCGAACUGGGAAGGCGGAUCAGCGACGUCGGGAGAGUGCGCGAGUGUUUUGGCUGAUGUCACUGAUGCUACUGCUUUGCUUCUGUCCGGUCUCCGUGGCCCGUGGCGUUGCGUUGCUCUGGAUGCCGGCGCGACUCAAUCCCUACAUGAACAUGGUCAUUAUGGCGACGCACGCCGUUGCUAUGAGCAUCGUCUGUUUCACGGUAGUCUUCUUCUUUUACCUGAACAGUAAGCACCUCGCGCACGAAGAAGCUAGGAGGGCGCCUUUGGUAACACCUAGCGACAUUUGA